This is a messenger RNA of Setaria italica (foxtail millet), 2377 nucleotides long. Its product is annotated as putative methyltransferase NSUN6. The transcript has 12 exons. Gene Ontology annotation, biological process: RNA methylation. Gene Ontology annotation, molecular function: RNA binding; methyltransferase activity. The record is from RefSeq and is a predicted model, not a curated record. NCBI's taxonomy places the organism in Eukaryota, Viridiplantae, Streptophyta, Magnoliopsida, Poales, Poaceae. Bases 148 to 1944 code for a protein of 598 amino acids.
UGCUCCAGGCUUUCCCCUCCAGCCGCCUCUGCUCUCCCCUUCGCCACUCUUCCACUCCCACCCCUCGUGUUCUCCAUCUCGCAGCGUCCCCGCUCCCCAUCUCCGCCCCAUCCGUCUUCGCCCCGCGGCCGGUCGCCGUAGCCGCGGAUGGACUCGUCGUCCUCCUCCCCCUCUCCCUCGGCGGCGCCGCCGGCCGCCGUCGACGCGGGGCGGUACACGUUCAGCCCGAAGCUGCGGUGGCAGCCGGAAGUGGAGGAGUACUUCGCCGCCGCGUACGGACGGGACCGAUUCGCCCGCAUCUCCGAGGCCCUCGCGCAUCCUUCUCGUUAUUCUUGUAUUCGUGUCAAUACUCUCAAGUCUUCCACUGAUACUGUCAUGCAAAAACUUAUGGACCUAGUAUGCGAAAAUGGGGUCUCUGAUGGAAUCAAUGGCUUGGAGAUUGUUGAGCAGAAUGGCGGAGACCAAUCACAUGAACGGAGCUCUCUAAUCCAGAAGUGCCCCUAUGCUGGCCUUGAAAAUGUUUUGUUUGUUCAGGGAUCAGGACCACAUGUGUUGCAUUAUAAUAGCCAACCAGACCAAUCUGUUAAGGAAAUAAUUGUAAGUCGAAAAUGUGCAGAGUCAGUUCUUCGAGGUGCCCAGGUGUAUGUCCCUGGUGUUUUAGCCUGUAGUUCACAUGUUGAAAAGGGCGAUAAGGUUGCUGUGUCAGUUGCUGUUGAGCAGCCAGUCAAGGAUGGUGGUUGGGCUGUGGGUGUAACACGAGGAACCGUUUUACAGGGAUUGCAGACAGAUGCACAUUAUGAAGAAAGAAAAGGCUUGUACAUUGGUCAAGGGACUGCUGCAAUGUCAAGAUCUGGAAUAUUUCGUGUUCCUCAUGGGAUUGCAGUAGAGAUGACUGAGAGGGUAUACAAGCUCCCAUCUUUCAAUGAUGUGCUUGAAGGGGAGAUAUUUCUUCAAAAUUUACCAAGUGUUGUGGCUGCUUGUGUUCUUGAUCCCCAGCCGGGAGAGCGAAUACUAGAUAUGUGUGCAGCUCCAGGAGGAAAAACAACAGCAAUUGCUAUCCUUAUGAGGGAUAAAGGAGAAGUUGUUGCCCUUGAUAGAUCUCACAAUAAGGUGAUGGAUAUUCUGAAGUUGGCUUCAGAGAUGGACUUGAAUUGUAUUAAAGCUUAUAAACUUGAUGCCCUCAAAUCUGUACGGAAGACUGAUGAGGCAACAGUUGUUGGCAUGGCUGAUGGUCACUGUGAAGCAAUUAAGACAUUGGCUGAGGACUCUGACCCUUGCCAUGCCACAGUAGAUGACAGAGCUACUAAUGUAGUUGAAGACAGCUCAACAACAACAGUGGCGCAGUCUGAAACAGAACAACCUUUUCUGAUAGAUGGCAAAAACCCAGAAUCCAAAAGAUAUGUUAGUAAGGCAGAACUAAGGAAGAAUUUAAGGCGGAUGAAGAAUGGACCAGGAAGAAAUAAUUGCUCUGGUGGUAGAGUUGAGAAGUCAAAGGGAUUUUUUCCUAAUAGCUUUGAUCGAGUCCUCCUUGAUGCUCCAUGCUCUGCACUUGGCUUGAGACCUCGGCUCUUUGCUGGUGAGGAAACUCUAGAGUCGCUGAAAACUCAUGCAAGGUAUCAGAGGAGAAUGUUUGAUCAAGCUGUCAAGCUAGUUCGCCCAGGUGGGGUGAUUGUUUAUUCCACGUGUACUAUAAAUCCUGGAGAGAAUGAGGCCUUGGUGAGAUAUGCAUUGGAUACCUACAAAUUUCUGUCACUGGCAUCACAGAACCCAAAAGUUGGAGGGCCUGGUAUUGUUGGUUCAUAUGAGCUAUUCAACAAGACAUAUACCGAGGAAUGGUUGACAGAGCAUGAAGCUGAACUUGUUCAGAGGUUCGAUCCAUCUUCACCAGUGGAUACCAUUGGUUUCUUCAUUGCAAAAUUUAAUGUCGGAGAGAAAGAGGACUAAAUGGACCGGGUGAAAGUUUUUGUGCGUCUGACUUCAUAUGCUUGAGGCUGCAAAAUCAUGGCACGGAUGUCAGCUUUCAACUUCGCAGAUGGUGUCUGCUAAGGCCCGAGAGCAUACUUUUGGACAUGUAAAAACCAUAUACGGCUCUACCCAUGGAGGGGGACUGCAGCUCUUACCCUCUGAAAUUUUGCCCUUCGGUGUUUAAAAUUGGUUCAAAAUUUUCUUUUGUUCAACGAACCAUUGUUCAUUAUAAUGAGAUGAUGAGGCGACUAUGAUUUCAAACAUUUAGACGUGAUACUGAUACACUGUCGUAGUUUGAACCACCAGAUUAUAUUGAUAGCGUCGGCAUGGAAUGGAAGACGAUGGUACCUCUAAAGAGUUCCUGUAACCGAAUUUGAAGACUUUACAUAUGAAAAAUGAAAAUGGUUUUAUA